Diaporthe citri is the source of this 690-nucleotide messenger RNA. RefSeq lists its product as uncharacterized. The record is from RefSeq and is a predicted model, not a curated record. The transcript has a single exon. NCBI's taxonomy places the organism in Eukaryota, Fungi, Ascomycota, Sordariomycetes, Diaporthales, Diaporthaceae. The coding region runs from base 1 to 690 and encodes 229 amino acids.
AUGCAGAUAUUUGUGAGAUCCAGGGGGCCUCUCACCCACAUCCGAAAGUGCUGGGAUCGCCGGAUCGACGCCAAUACCUCAGUCUACUUCUAUACGAAUUUUGGCGAAGCGAAGUCUACGUGGUCCACCGUGGGCGUUGGGCGUACCACAAGUGCACGAAAGACCACUUACGCAGCCAUUAUCCAAGCGUGGCUGCAAGCAUGUGACGACUCUCAUACAGGAUGUCGCAAAUCCCGCGAUAACUGGUACGAACCGCAUGCAAAAUGUCCGGAACCUCGUGAGGAAAAGCUGUCGAAGCUGCCGACUCGUAUCUUGGAUGUUGAAUCCACAGACCCUGAUGUGAUUAAAGUCAAAGAGAUCGCCGAUGAGAAGGGGCCGUACAUUGCCCUCAGCCAUUGCUGGGGCGGGAAUAUCGCAAUGAAAACAACGCGGGCCAACUUUCGCACCCGUCAGAGGGACAUACGCUCGGACGCUUUGCCUAAGAACUUCCAAGAUGCUGUGGCAGUCACCAGGGCUGCUGGGCUGAGAUACCUUUGGAUUGACGUCUUGUGCAUACUCCAGAACGAUAAGGAGGACUGGGAGAAAGAGUCUGGUCGUAUGGCAGCCGUUUACCAGAACGCACAUUUUGUGCUGGGCGCCGACAUGUCCACUGACUCUCAUGGAGGAUUCUUAGAUACCGAAGAGAGUUAG